AUGAUCCAAAAAAUGCAAACUGAUGCCUCACAUAUACUAAGGACCAACCAAUCCUUCGACUCUUCUGACUUCAAAAAGAAAGUUUGCACAAAACCUGCCCUCACCCAAACUUCUCUUGGACGCGAACUACGGUUGAUGUCCUCGGUAGAAUAUGCUACUGCCACGGACAAGGCGGGUUUUCCGCACGGUCAAAUUCCGUUAGCACUGGACAGUAUCAGUCGGUAUUUCACGCGUGGCGUGGCUGGAGUUGUUGGGAUGAAAAUGAACGAAAGUCAAACAGUGAGACAGCAGGGUCCUAAGCCUGCUGGCAGAUUAUAUGUGAAAGCAGUAUUUGCUGGCUAUAAACGUUCGCAGCGAAAUCAGCGUGAACAUACAUCACUUCUAAAACUGGACGGAGUUUACAACAAAAAAGAUGCUCAUUGGUAUGUGGGGAAAAGAGUUCUCUAUGUUUAUAAAGCACAUAAAAAAACAAGAGUGCACGGCAAAACACCAAGUCGCGUACGAGCAAUAUGGGGAAGAAUAACUCGAGUACAUGGCAAUGUGGGUACAGUGAAAGCAAAGUUUUGCAGAAAUCUCCCGCCAAAAGCGAUGGGCAAACGUGUGCGCGUGGUUAGUAACGGUGGUGUGAUUCAAUAUGUGGGCUUAGUCUCUUAG
Molecule: messenger RNA, 654 nt
Organism: Cercopithifilaria johnstoni
Lineage: Eukaryota; Metazoa; Nematoda; Chromadorea; Rhabditida; Onchocercidae
Source: the annotation of a GenBank genome assembly